Molecule: messenger RNA, 709 nt
Organism: Lactuca virosa
Lineage: Eukaryota; Viridiplantae; Streptophyta; Magnoliopsida; Asterales; Asteraceae
Source: the annotation of a GenBank genome assembly
AUGCAGCUCAAGGAAUUUUAUCCUCUUUUUUUCUUCAAAUAUGCUGACACAAUUUUGAAAAAGUAUUCAUCAACAGUUGCUACAAUCUUCACUGGCUUUGCAUCUGCAGCUUUAUUUGGUCACACUCUUACUAUAAAUUUUAUGCUUGGAAUUUCCAUUGUUUUCAUCUCAAUGCAUCAGUUCUUUUCGCCUCUUGCAAAAGUUAAGGAGGAUGAAAAUGGAGUAUUGGAGUUGGAGCCAGUUCAAAGCAAUCAUAGGGACGCUUUCGUAAAUAUCGCAGCAGGGGCUAACGAAGAGGCUACUCAUCAUGUAGAAGCUGAUGAAAGAAGGCCUCUCCUUCCUACUUGAAUUGCCAACAAAGUUUCUUCUUUGAAGUGUUUUGUGGGACCCAGGUGAAGAAGAAGGAAAAAAGAAAAGGAUACUUUACAAUGAUGAUGAUGAUUGUGGAUAUGGUUGAAAAAGUAUACUCAAGUUUAGAUAGAACUUUAAUAUCAUUUGUAUACAAACAACAUGUUAAGAAGAUACAAAAAUCGGGAAUUUUUAUUUGUGUAAUGUUUUUACCUUUACCUUAGAGAAAGACCACUCAUCCAACAUUCAAAUUCACCACUUUUUUGGUUGUGUGCAAGUGUAAAUCUAGGAGAAUUUUUGCUGUGUUUUAUUCCUUGUAAUAUUGGCUUCAAGAGCAUUAUUAAUACUUGUAAUCUCCUCA